Molecule: messenger RNA, 2975 nt
Organism: Amoebophrya sp. A25
Lineage: Eukaryota; Dinophyceae; Syndiniales; Amoebophryaceae
Source: the annotation of a GenBank genome assembly
AUGGACUACGGUAAUUUAGAGCAGUACUCCUACGAGGACGCUAUUGUCACUGCGGGAAAAAUUUUCGAAUUAUGGAAGAGCAAAAUGGUGGUGGUGUCGAUCGCUCCAAACAUGUGGGUAAUGAGGAUUCCUUGGGUAAUGAGGAUUCCUUAGGUUCGGGUAAUGAGGAUUCCUUGACAGCUUCCUUGGAUGAGGAUUCAUCGGGUUAGAUGAUGGCUGCUAUAUUGCAAGCGCACAAGAAAAUAUCAUCUACGCAGUGGUCCGUGCUGAGGAUGACUGAUUGCUUUUUUUGGUACGUCCGUUUGGUCCUUCUAAUAGAAGCCUUGGUCGGGCAUGAUGGUAAGGUGUUUGUUGAGCUGAUGGCAAUUCAGUCCCGAAGUCCAGCAGGUGGCGAGAUGGGGAAUUUAUGAGAUUAACAAGUCACGGACACAUUAUUUUCAGUUUUUACUACGUACAUUCCCAUUCUUGUGCUUCUUUGAAGAUGUUCAUGUUGAUCUUGAUGUAUGAGCGUUGGUCAUGCUGAUCUCUCUUGUUGCAUUGCAUUCUCAUAGCAUGAUCUACAUGGGUCAACUACCACUACUAAGAAUACUAUCUACUCGUAGCAAGAUCACCUAAGUGUUCAGCAGCACUGCUACCUUCUAACCACGAAACAGAGAAGUUGGCCUACAAAUUUGAUGCUGAGGAGAGUGCUGGAUCUCGUAUUGCUUAUGGAGCGGGACGACCUUGUAGGUGCGAUCCUUACUGCUUUCCACGCGGCCGCAUCCGAAGGUGGAGACACUGCACAUAUGCUCCUGUCGUUGGGGAGGUUGGAACAAGGUAAUUCUUAGGUUAGUAAUUUUGGUAUUGUUCUUUGGCGUCAUGCUUGUUUCCAGCAAGAACGUGGUUGAUAGAAGUUACAUUUUUCAUUAGGAGCAGGUAAACAACUUGAUUCACAACAUCUGGAACUGAUCCACCAGGAAUCGCCGUUCUUUCCUAAAUCAUCCUCAGCCGCACGAACAGUCCAGAAGAUUGUCGAAUCAGCUGGCUUACUGUCCAUGAAGAAGCCGUUGUUGUUAGCGCAGCUCCGACAGGUCUUGGAGGAUCCGCCAGAAACGGCCUCACUGCUCAUAAUAGACGAGCAUGGACACCACGUCCUGCAGCGUGUGGCAAGACUCUACUUAAGGUUGAUUCAUUCAUCUGUUGUGGGAGGUCACUAGGUUGAUUCAUUCAUCUGUUGUGGGAGGUCACUAGGUCAUAUUGUAGUCACUAGGUUGAUUCAUUCAUCUGUGGGAGGUUCUUGCAUUGCUUGAAUACUGAAAGGAUGCCCUAACCGAAUUUAGAGAUGAGGGCAUUCAUCUUUUCAGUGUUCAUCCUUCUAAAACGAAAUUCCCUUGAGUACGAAAAUGAACGAUCAUCGUGAACCCUAACCCACUAAUGUAUCUAGCUGAUGGACCUGCUGCGGUGUGUUCCGACGUACAGCAGAGGUGUGGCCAGUACCUGGUUGACUACCUGUUGGGCAAUGUGGAGAGCUUCGCGUGCGACAAACAUGGUAAUGGUCUUAGGUGUUGAUCUAAUAGGGCCAGCAGGCCUGCUGAUAAAAGCCAUGGAGGCAUUUUUAAAACGCCAAAUGCAACGGUCUCAAUUUCUAAAAAAACCUCUCACCGUCAAGCAUGGACUCACAGGUUGCUGCUAUCUACAAAGGGUACACAGUCUGGCCUCAGAAGCGCAACGAGACCAGAUACGAGCGGAGCUUGAGCCUAAUCUAGCGCAUGUAGUGUCCCACAUGUACGGGAACUACGUGAUACAGUACAAAUUUCAAUUUUCUGUUUUCGCGUUUGAACCUCAUCUGAAUCUGAAUGCGCAGGGCUGAGGCAGGACCCCAUCUGAAUCUGAAUCUUAAUUCAUCUCUUCUCUAAAAAUAGAUUGAUACUUCAACGAGGAUCGAAUGCUUACACACGCACUCGUUCUGCAGAAUAUUCAUACCUUGCGAACAGGUACACCAAAUAACUAUUUUCUCCCACUUUCAGAAAUUUGAUCCAGUUUGGGGACAAAGCAGAGUGGACUGGCGUAGUAGUCGACGCUUUAUUACCUGACUUGCGACAUCAUUGUUGCAAUCGUCAUGGUAGUAAUGUGAUUGAACUCUGCCUCCAGUAUGGAGAUGGGAAGGCAGUCCGUGCCUUGGUCGGCGGAUUAGGUCGUGGAUGUCAGAUCGCCGAGAUUUUCGCAGACAGUUUCGGGAAUUAUUAUGGAAGGAGGAUGCAGAUGUACUCGGCUCCCACUAAAUAAAACAGCCGGUUCGUUUUUACCUCUAGCAUGUAGCCCUUUCAACAAUAUAUGUAGUUUCAACUGACUUUGUUGUAUCGGGUAAUUCCGAGUAGGAGCAUAAGGUACGGACAUUUUCUGUAUCGGCUAAUUCCUAGGAUAACGAUGAGGUAAAUACCUAAACCUAUAGAUACAGUAAUCGGCUCCCACUCUAAGAUCUCGUCGUUCAGCGAGCAAUGCAUGUCUGCGUGACGUACAUCGACAAUUUCAUGUCAAACUCCUCGUCCUAUGCAGAUAAUUGCGAAUCACUGCUGCACGGAGAAUCACUGCUGCACGGAGAAUCACUGCUGUACGAAGAAUCAUUGCGCCUCUUGGUCGCUGCCUUGACGCCGAUCAUGCUGUCGUUUUACGGCAGGACUUUUUCAAAUUAUUUUCCAUUUUCCUUAGGUAUCUCUUGACAUGUCUUAUGAUAAUCAAUGUUGUCGAACAAUCUACUGAAAGCUCUCUCCAUGUCCAUCCUCUCUUCUCAGUCUUUCCCUCAGUUUUACUCCCACUCAUAUACCUUCUUCUAACCUUCCCUUCGCUAUGAGCGUACGCAGCAAAAGGGUAGUGCGAGGGCUAUCGCUGUGGCCCAGAAGAUAGGGAAGAAGUAUGCGAAACACUUCCCAUCGUCGGUCAAAGUCUGUGUGCAGAAUAGUGAUAGGAGGGACACGUCGUGGAAUAACAACUCCUGA